AUGUCUACCCCAGGCAGUGUACCGACCUACAGAUCUGCGCCUCUCAACUCCAAUGAAUCGGAGAAGGAAACGCAAGCCAGCCAAGUGCCAGUACAGCCUGCCACCGCAACAACUACAGCCCCAGACUCGCAGCCACAAACCACAUCGGCGACAGCUACAGCUCCUUCUUACGAACCCAUCUACGCAGCGGCACAACCGACCAAUCUUGCAGCACAACCAGGUGCAGCUGCUCAGUAUCCUACCCCUACCACGGCCGCCGCGGCGCCGGUCGAGUCAAAUUCGAUGCCAGUACCGACACCAACGUCCACCGUCCCAACCGCAACUACAUCGGCUGAAUCAACACAUUCACCACCUCCCCCACAACCAGGUCAUGUUCCACAACCGCCCACCCGCUCCAGCGAGCUGUCCACCGUACCUCCGCCCCCCAAAGCAGGAGAGACACCUGCAGUCUCUGCCACCGUCUCUGCUCCAGCUCCAACGCCAGCUCCAGCCCAUCCUUCCGCUCAAUUGCCCUCUACAUCUUCCUACGCCUACCAACCCCCGUCGGGUAUCGCUGCCUCGACCAUUCCCAACCCCAACUCCACCUCUACACCCUACUCGUCCAUCUACCCGCCCGCCGCCGCCAGCGGUCCCUCUGGUUCAAGUGGUCUGGCCCCCCAUUACAGUGGCAGUGGAGGUGGCGGCGCAAGUAGCAUUUUCCCGGAGGACGAGGAGCCUUCAAUUCUGAACACCGCAAAGGGCUGGGUUCAGAGUGCGGGAGAGAAAUUGGCUGAAGUGGAGGCGGAAGUGUGGAAGCGCAUCAACAACGCACACGAUGAAGAAAAGUGA
Messenger RNA from Penicillium oxalicum, 828 nucleotides. RefSeq lists its product as uncharacterized. The coding region runs from base 1 to 828 and encodes 275 amino acids. Lineage: Eukaryota; Fungi; Ascomycota; Eurotiomycetes; Eurotiales; Aspergillaceae. The transcript has a single exon. The record is from RefSeq and is a predicted model, not a curated record.